This is a messenger RNA of Acanthosepion pharaonis, 894 nucleotides long. The record is from the annotation of a GenBank genome assembly. NCBI's taxonomy places the organism in Eukaryota, Metazoa, Mollusca, Cephalopoda, Sepiida, Sepiidae.
AUGGCUCUUUUGUAUCUAUUCUCAUUAUACAAUCAUUGGACCGUUCUGGAACUGGACAGGAAUUCCGGUCUACAAGUGACUUCUGUGAUUCCGCUUCCCCCCACACUCUUUCUUUCUUUCUUUCUUUCUUUCUUUCAUUCUUUCUUUCUUUCUUUCCCUCUCUUUCUUUCUCUUUCACUCUUUUUCUUUCUUUCUUUCUUUUUUCUUCCUCUCUUUCUUUCUUUUUUAUUUUAUUUCUUUCUGUCUUUCUUUUUUCUCUUCCUCUCUUUCUCUUCAUCUCUUUAUUUCUCUUCCUCUCUUUCUUUCUUUCUUUUUACUUUUCCUCUCUUUCUUUCUCUUUCGCUCUUUUUCUUUCUUUCUCUCUGUCUUUCUUUCUCUCUUCCUCUCCUUCUCUCCCUCUCUUUGUUUAUCAUCCUUUCCUUUUCUUUCUUUCUUUUUUACUUCCUCUCUUUCUGUCUCUUUCUCUAUUUUAUUUCUUUAUUUGCUUUUCUUCUUUCUCUUCCUCUAUUUUUCUUUUUUCUUCAUCUGUCGUUUUUUCGCUGUUUUUCUUUUUUUUCUUUUCCUCUCUUUCUUUCUAUUUUCUCUCUUUCUGUUUCUUUCUCUUCAAAUUUAUCCCUGUAUCUACUGUUAUUUUCUUUCUCACUCACUCUCCCUGCUUCUCUCUCUCUUUUCUUCUUCUUUUUCUUUUCCCCUCUUUCUUUUCUCUCGCUGUCUUUCUUUCCUUAUGCUUUGCUCUCCUUCACUUUCCCCUCUCACUUUCAAAUAAUCAAUAAUCAACUUCCAAUCCACACUUUCUUUCUUUCUUUCUUUCUGUUUUUCUUUAAUUCUUUACUCUUUCUCUAUUUCUUUCUCCACCCUCCUCUUCCAUUUUCUACUCCUCUUUUUCACCUCUAA